Messenger RNA from Staurois parvus, 546 nucleotides. Lineage: Eukaryota; Metazoa; Chordata; Amphibia; Anura; Ranidae. The record is from the annotation of a GenBank genome assembly.
AUGGAUGAGCAGUCGAUGACCUCCGAUCCGUACAUAAAAAUGACCAUCCUUCCGGAGAAAAAACACAAGGUUAAAACACGAGUCCUCCGGAAGACCCUUGACCCAGCGUUCGAUGAGACAUUUACGUUUUAUGGAAUUCCUUACAGUCAGGUGCAAGAUUUGGUCCUCCACUUCAUAAUCCUGAGCUUUGAUAGGUUCUCCAGGGAUGACGUCAUUGGGGAGGUCUACUUUCCUCUAUCGGGAAUUGAGCUGUCGGAUGGAAGAGUGUUGAUGAACAGGGAGAUCAAUAAAAGGAAUGUCCGGAAGUCGGCCGGACGCGGAGAAUUGCUGAUCUCUCUCUGUUACCAGUCUACUACAAACACCUUAACAGUGGUGGUGCUGAAGGCGCGUCACCUCCCCAAAGCUGACACGUCAGGAUUGUCAGGUACUCCUUCAUUUUAUUUUAUGAGUUUGGGUAUUCUUAUAUUGGCACGUCAUUUGUAUUCAGAUUUUUCAGAGUUCUUUUUUUUUUCUGAAAUGUGUGUAUCACCUACUUGUUGGAGAUGA